CCCUAGUCUCCUUACCUUCUCCCUAGAUUGUUCGCUUAAUAUGUCCGAAAGUAUCAAGGUCGUAUGUAGAAUCAGGCCUUUGAAUGAAUCCGAAUUGGCCAAAGAUAGCAAAUUUGUGUUGUCCUUCCCUGGAGAUGGAAAGACUUCUGUCGCACUUGGGGGCAAGACCUAUAACUUUGAUCACGCCGUCAAUCCUAAAUCGUCACAAAAUGAGGUAUACGAAAUCGUUGCAAAACCCAUUGUUGCUGAUGUCCUAAAUGGCUAUAACGGCACUAUAUUUGCAUAUGGUCAGACCUCCAGUGGUAAAACUUUUACAAUGGAGGGUGUGCUUGGAGAUCCAGUCUUUCAAGGAAUUAUUCCUCGAAUAAUUCAUGAUAUCUUCAACCAUAUCUAUCAAAUGGACGAAAAUCUGGAGUUUCACAUCAAGGUCUCCUAUUUCGAAAUCUAUCUGGACAAAAUUCGGGAUCUUCUUGAUGGUUUGUCCUCUAUUAUUAAUUUUUUCUAG
Molecule: messenger RNA, 505 nt
Organism: Protopolystoma xenopodis
Lineage: Eukaryota; Metazoa; Platyhelminthes; Monogenea; Polystomatidea; Polystomatidae
Source: the annotation of a GenBank genome assembly